AUGCCAGCAACGAAAAGAGCCCGGCGUUCCGGAAGGCUAGGCGUGAAUGAAAUUGAGGAACUCCAACAGCCAGCUGAUAUUGAUCACAAUCACAUCCGCCAUGAAGCGCUAGAAGCUCGAUCUUUCUCUAUUGACCAUGAAGCUCAAAAGGAUAAAUGUCUUGCGUGUAACACUUGUCGGAAAAAUAGGGGGCCAACACAUUUCUUUGACCACAUCAUCAUUCAUGCGUCGAAGCGCCGAUUUCGAUGCUCUAAAUGUGGCGACACGAAAUAUAAACCCGCCGCCUUCAAAAAGCAUCGCAUAAAGUGUGGCGGAGAAACGAUCGAUGACAUAGACUCAGAAAUGAUUGAGGAGUGGAGACAGCUGAUUAAUAAAUGCUAUCCACAACAUUCCGAAGAAAUGCAUGACUAUCUGAAUGAAAAAUUUGCGAGGAUAUUGGCACCAAAGACACCAAAAAACACCAAACCAAAGAAAAAGCGAGAAGAACAAAGAGAAGGCUCGCUCCAGAAAUGCCUCGAACCAUUUGUUUAUCCGACAGACGGAUCUAAUGGAAUGAAUCAUAUGGAGACAACUGAAAGUAUUGCGAUCCCGGCUGAAGCUAUGGAAAUUUCAAUGCCCCAGCUAUCACUAUUGCGUCAAGAUGUCAUAAAAGAUGAGGAUUGGAAUCAGGGAACAGAGUCACCAUCAAACGCUUCAAGCACCUCUACAUCAGUAGAACAAAACUCGCAGCUCGUUCUCAUCCUUCAGAAGCGCAAUGAGGAAAUUCGGCUCUUACGAGAAGAACUCGAAACUUGGAAUCGAAAAAUGGUCCAAAUGGAGCAAAUGCUGGCUGGCAAAUGUAUGGAAACGAGUCAGCUGAGGGAAGAAAAGAUCGCGUCUGAUGCACAGAGAGAGGCACAGUUUAGAGCGCUACAGAAUAAGAUCUUGAUGCUGAAAGCUCAAUUAAGAACUAAAGGGAUGAAUGGG
Messenger RNA from Mesorhabditis belari, 966 nucleotides. The record is from the annotation of a GenBank genome assembly. NCBI's taxonomy places the organism in Eukaryota, Metazoa, Nematoda, Chromadorea, Rhabditida, Rhabditidae.